Molecule: messenger RNA, 369 nt
Organism: Malus domestica (apple)
Lineage: Eukaryota; Viridiplantae; Streptophyta; Magnoliopsida; Rosales; Rosaceae
Source: RefSeq, a predicted model, not a curated record
AUGGAGCAAAAGAUAAUAGUGAAGGUGGAAAUGCACUGUGACAAAUGCAGAACCAAGGCCUUGAAGAUUGCAGCAGCUGCAUACGGUGUGAGCAAAGUGUCAAUAGAAGGAACAGACAAAGAUCAUCUGGAGGUGAGAGGUGAUGGAGUUGACUCCGUUCGCUUGACUGGGUUGUUAAGGAAGAAGGUUGGCUUCGCCACCAUAGUCCAAAUUGAACAAGUGAAAGGAGGUAAUGCAGAUGAUGGUGAAAAACCAACUCAUACUAUUGAAUGGACGCCAUUAGCAAGCUAUUAUUGUACUCCGCAAUGCCCUCCAAUGUACUGUGAAGUGGUUCGUGAAUAUUCAGAACCAACUUGCUCUAUUAUGUAA